AUGGCCAGCGUAAGAUUCACUCCCAAGAGACUCAUCGUCUGCUGCGAUGGAACAUGCUUCAACAGCGACGACGGAUACAACAAGCCAAUUUUCGGCAAGAGGAGCGGGGCUUUGCAGGUCUCUUCCAACGUCACUCGCAUAUCGAGAUGCUUUAAGCGCACGUGCGAUGAUGGUCGCGUUCAGAUUGUCAACUACCAGUCUGGUAUCGUCAAGGAAGCCUAUAGUUUCCUGGCUGCCGACUAUUCUGACGGCGACGAGGUCAUUCUUAUCGGAUUCUCACGCGGCGCUUUCGCGGCUCGCUCGGUAGCGGGAAUGAUCUCGAAGCUAGGCCUUCUGACGCGCGAGGGUGUCGAGAUGUUCUACCCCAUAUUCAACGAUAUGCAGAACUGGAAAAGCCCUCAAGGUGGAAAGAACUUGGCCUUACACGAGUCUGGCAGAACAUGGGGCACCCGAGAUUUAAUCAAGGUCAAGGCCAUAGCCUACUGGGACACGGUCGGUAGCCUUGGGGUCCCGCGAAUUGCCCUCCUGAAUAAGCUUCACGAACUUGGCGUAUCCUUCAGGGACGAAAUGUACCACUUCUGGGACACGAAUCUAUCAGUCCACAUCGAGCAUGCGUUUCAGGCUCUUGCCCUCGACGAGACACGAUCUUGCUUCCAGCCUGCCGUCUGGGAACGUCUAGAGUGCAAUCGUAGUUCGACUGAUUUGCGACAAGUUUGGUUCGCCGGUAAUCACAACAAUAUCGGCGGUGGAGAGCUUGAUCAAGCGAUGGCUGAUGUAAAACUUGCUUGUCGGUAUUGUUAAAUAACGUAUAGCCGAGGAGCUGUUGACAGAUCCCAGGGAUGAUGGACCAACUUGCGUCUGUCAACAUUGAGUUCGACGAAAAGUGCCUCGAGCGUGUGGUCGUUAAGUCCAUGGCGUAUUAUAUAACUGACCCUGCGACAACCAAGCGUCCCUGGGCGAGAAUCCCGACUUAUCAUGACGGCAGUCAAGUCCGACCAUGGGCCCUCGGGACAAUUUACCGUGCUCAUGGCCUCGUAUGGCGCCUCGCUGGCCGAAGAUAUCGUUCUCCUAGCCUCAAUCACGUCACAAACCCUCGAACGGGACGACCGACCUCAGCAUGGCUCGAGGACACAAACGAGCGUGUGCACGCAUCGGUCAGGGUGCGUUUAGCAUGUGGUGGCACGGACGUUGAUAGCAAGACCAUCUGGGCCUGCCCUGCAUUCGCUGGCAGGUGGAAAUUGGCCAGGCGGAGCGACUUACGUUUGACGGAAGGGGCCCCGGAGUCGGAGUCGCAGUCGCGAUCGCACUGGGUAUGGACUUAUGUCGGCAAUGAAGAACCGCCCGAGACGGUCCUGUCAGAGGAGCCGAUGGAAAUGUUCGAAGAGCAGUUGCUGGAGUUGAUGGCAGGGAGGAGUGUGUGAGAGUACGCCGAAAAUGCUUCUUCUGUCGACGAGAAGCAUUGAACGACCUC
Molecule: messenger RNA, 1471 nt
Organism: Verticillium alfalfae VaMs.102
Lineage: Eukaryota; Fungi; Ascomycota; Sordariomycetes; Glomerellales; Plectosphaerellaceae
Exons: 3
Coding region: 1-801 (266 amino acids)
Source: RefSeq, a predicted model, not a curated record